CAUAAAGAAACAAAUCUCUCGCGACUCGCCCAUCACACCUCCGUCACGUUUCGCGUUAGUAUUCUGAAAUAAUACACGCGGUGGCUUUUACAACGUAACCCCGCUUUAAAACAACUUAUCGCGCAUGGCUCUGAAUAUAAAGCUUACCUGAAAGAUUACAACAAGCAAAACAAAACAAAAAAACAAAACUGAAUCGACUCCAGCUACCUUUCAAAAAGCUGCCAAACCGGUUGGACUGCACGAGAUCCCGGAAGAGAGCGAGAGAGCACGCGAGGGAUGGAAGUCUUUUAUUUGUCUUCUGGAGGUUUACUAUAAAAUCUUACAUUACCAGGUUAUAAAAAACAUUUUAAACGGGUGUGUGAGCAGAAUGGCAGCAUCUGCUAUCUUCAUCCUGGAUCUGAAGGGAAAGGUGCUUAUAUGCCGGAACUACAUGGGCAAUGUUAACAUGAGUGAGAUCGACCACCUCAUGCCUAUCAUGAUGAAGAGGGAGGAAGAAGCUGAAUUAUCACCUCUGUUGAGCCAUGGCUCCACCCACUUCCUGUACAUAAAACACAACAACCUCUACUUGGUAGCAAUGACUAAGAGGAAUACAAAUGCUGCUCUGGUGUAUUCCUUUCUGUACAAGAUAGUGGAGGUUUUCACUGAGUAUUUUAAGGUUCUGGAGGAGGAGAGCAUACGCGACAACUUCGUGACUGUCUAUGAGCUGAUGGAUGAGGUCAUGGACUUUGGAUUCCCUCAGACCACUGACAGCAAGAUCUUACUGGAGUACAUCACCCAGCAAGGGCAUAAACUGGAGGUGGGUGCACCACGCCCCCCGGCAACUGUUACCAACGCUGUGUCCUGGAGGUCGGAGGGCAUCAAAUACAGGAAAAAUGAAGUGUUUAUGGAUGUCAUUGAGUCUGUCAACCUACUGGUCAGUGCUACAGGCAGUGUCCUGCGCAGUGAGAUUUUGGGCUGCAUCAAACUGAAGGUUGUUCUCUCUGGAAUGCCUGAGCUGAGGUUAGGCCUCAAUGACAAAGUGCUCUUCGAAAUCACAGGCAGGGAGAAGAGCAAGUCCGUGGAGUUAGAGGACGUGAAGUUUCAUCAGUGUGUGCGUCUCUCUCGCUUCGAGAACGAACGAACCAUCUCCUUCAUUCCUCCUGAUGGAGACAGUGAGCUCAUGUCUUACCGCCUUAAUACGACCGUGAAGCCACUCAUAUGGAUUGAAAGUGUGAUUGAAAGGUUUUCCCAUAGUCGAGUAGAGAUCAAAGUUAAGGCCCGUAGCCAGUUUAAAAGCCGCUCCACUGCCAACAACGUGGUUAUCCUGGUGCCCGUGCCUAGUGACGCUGACUCACCCAAAUUUAAGACCAGCACAGGCCAGGCCAAGUGGGUCCCUGAGAAGAGUGCUGUGGAGUGGACCAUCAAAUCCUUCCCAGGAGGGAAGGAGUACAUAAUGAGAGCUCAUUUUGGGCUGCCGAGCGUAGAGAGCGAUGAACGAGAGGCGAAGAGGCCAAUCACAGUGAAGUUUGAGAUCCCUUAUUUCACAGUGUCCGGUAUUCAGGUCCGAUACCUAAAGAUCAUUGAGAAGAGCGGCUAUCAGGCAUUACCAUGGGUGCGAUAUAUUACACAGAGUGGAGAUUAUCAGCUACGGACAAACUGAGGGGACUUUUCAGAGUGGUUAACACAGGAAGUGCUGACCUUCUGUCUGCCUCUUCUCUGAGGAAGAGAGGCCAAGUCACUGUGGUAUUGUUCUCACACAACAGUCAAGCAGAUACGGCCUAUUUCUAUUACACUUUGUGUGUGUGUUUGUGCCUUUGCUCAGGUAUGCGAGUGUGUUAAAUUGUGUUAUGAACUCAAAACUAACAAAGUAAUAGCUGAUAUUAGUCUCAUAUGGAUUUGGACAGUUUAUUUGCUGGUGUUUUAUAUUUACUUUGUUAAUAAAUGUUGUCUGUUACGGUU
Molecule: messenger RNA, 1938 nt
Organism: Tachysurus vachellii
Lineage: Eukaryota; Metazoa; Chordata; Actinopteri; Siluriformes; Bagridae
Gene: ap1m3
Product: adaptor related protein complex 1 subunit mu 3
Exons: 12
Coding region: 368-1639 (423 amino acids)
Biological process (GO): vesicle-mediated transport; intracellular protein transport
Cellular component (GO): clathrin-coated vesicle; clathrin adaptor complex
Molecular function (GO): clathrin-cargo adaptor activity
Source: RefSeq, a predicted model, not a curated record